AUGGAAGCCUUCAUCAAGACGCAGCUUCGUCCAGUUGACCAAUGCGUGGUAUGCACCGAGCCAUUCAGUGCGACUCAUCAACCAGUCGCUCUAGACUGCAAGCACAUCUUCGGCCACAAAUGCAUAUCAAGAUGGGUUCAAGACGGCCGAGGUAACAACGCAAGCUGUCCGGUCUGUAGACAUGUUCUGGUAGCGAGGAAGAACCCACAACCGGCUUUCGAUGCACCGUCAAUAUGGAAGAGACUGUGCGAACUGCCUCUAGAGCGCCUGCAUGCUUUCAUGGAGAAGCUUUGGAUCGGCAUACGAGACCUCUGGAAGCGAAAGCCCGACAGCAAGUUUACGAUCAGCGAACUUCUGGAGAAAGCCAUCUUCCCUGCCCUCAUCGAGACUGGGGCACAAGCUUGGAGUGGGUCACACGACGCGUUCACCGACGCAUACAACCUCAUCGCGGCCUCAUGGGACUCAUUGGGUCGCCCAGAUCGGGCAGAAGGUCUGGCGGUCCCACUUGUUCGCCUCGCUCGUUUGGUAUCUAGCACAGCAACCACGUUGCCAUUGUACCUUACGGAUCUGUCACGAACGACACGACUGAUCUGGAAGGCGAACGCCUGCCUUGGCCUUACGGAAGAGAACAUCAGCUGGGAAUCUAUCAUGGAUGUCUCGAAACUGGAGUCAGAUCGACACUUUCCGUUGCUACAUCUCUAUACUGUGCUCAUAUCGCAGAGCAUUGCGCACAAGUCUGGACCACAACAACCACUACCGACAAGACGCUACGAGAUUAUGAAUCUUGUGGUCGAGAGGUGCUGCACGAAAAUCGGCAGGUCUAGUUACACGGGUAAACCUUCAAACGACUUCAAGGACACCCUCGUUUUCGUGUUCCAGGAGCUCUGGAGGUAUCAGCACGAACAGGCGCGGCUUAGCUUGAGGGGUCAUGCAGGCGAGGAGACGAUUGUUAGAGGCAUAUGGGCUAUUGCCGGGUGGCCGGUCAAGAGGGAUCGUUGA
Messenger RNA from Macroventuria anomochaeta, 999 nucleotides. RefSeq lists its product as uncharacterized. The transcript has a single exon. The coding region runs from base 1 to 999 and encodes 332 amino acids. Gene Ontology annotation, biological process: protein ubiquitination; interstrand cross-link repair. The record is from RefSeq and is a predicted model, not a curated record. Gene Ontology annotation, cellular component: nucleus. NCBI's taxonomy places the organism in Eukaryota, Fungi, Ascomycota, Dothideomycetes, Pleosporales, Didymellaceae. Gene Ontology annotation, molecular function: ubiquitin protein ligase activity.